CCUCAGAGUAAAAGGCAUAUAAUAGGUGAUCUUAUUGCUGAAGUCGAGGAUGCCCUUUUGGCUAGCAUUGAUGCACAAGUUGAUUUUAUCAAAGGGGAUCAGUCAUUAGAUCUUGUUGAAACAAUUGGUCAACAUAAAGAAG
Molecule: messenger RNA, 142 nt
Organism: Racocetra fulgida
Lineage: Eukaryota; Fungi; Glomeromycota; Glomeromycetes; Diversisporales; Gigasporaceae
Source: the annotation of a GenBank genome assembly